This is a messenger RNA of Megalopta genalis, 7092 nucleotides long. It is a transcript of the gene Trim9, whose product is annotated as E3 ubiquitin-protein ligase Trim9. The record is from RefSeq and is a predicted model, not a curated record. Gene Ontology annotation, biological process: axon guidance. Gene Ontology annotation, molecular function: zinc ion binding; protein binding. Gene Ontology annotation, cellular component: neuron projection. Lineage: Eukaryota; Metazoa; Arthropoda; Insecta; Hymenoptera; Halictidae.
UGCCAUGGAACUUGUCGCGGCUGGAGAAGGUGCAUUUCGACAGUGCAUCACUCUGCUACCGAUACUACCUUUACCACUGUCAAAAACAAAAUCAUCCACCAAUUUUCCAUUAUUGUCUAACGCUUGUGCCCGAACACCUGCCGGUCCCCUGCUCGAUAAACGACGCAAAUGAUGAUGAUAAAGAUGACGAAAUCGUUAAUAGCUAUUCUGCCAACUGUUGUUGCACCUACCUUCUCACAUCUGUGUAAGUUACUUCAGGAAUGAAUUUCUUUAAAUCUCUCACCGCGAGUGGAUAAAAUAUGGAUUUAAUCAUCUCUUUGCACCCGGGAAUGAAAUACUUGAAACACAGUUUAUAUAAUCCCGGAAAUUUGGCCAUCUCUAUGCAAUCCUUUAUGUUUAUAUCCCGCCAUCUGAAAAUGGUAAAUGGUAAUCGUUUGCAAGGUAAACUACAACGUCGAUUAGGGAUAGUAUCGGGCAUACCGAUAACCCUCUCUUGCGAACGCCAGAACCGCGUUUGGACCAAGCCAUAUGUCGCCGUUCACCCUGGGUGUAAAAUGGACGCCUAAGAAAGGGAAUCGGGGAUCCGGUACGGGGUAUAUAUUGGUCGUGCACAGGUGUUUCUUCUUCUCGCUUAGCAAUAGAUACUCGCCGCGAAAUGGAACGAUUCUUGGGCUUAGAUCGCAUCCGGUCAUAACGGCCAAACGAUCGGAGUGCAAGCCGGCGCAAGUCAGCACGUAUUUUGCUGGAAUACACUGCAAUCGUAAUGAAAAAACAAGGGACAAUGUAGCAAUUAUGUGGGGAGCGUUGCGGGAAAACGUGAGAAAGGCUUACUUUGUUCUUAGAUUGCACCGAGAUGGGAACCAAUUCUUGAUUUCCAUGCGACUCUGACAUUUCCGCGAAUCCGGUCACUUCGUAAUUUAGGAAUAUCUGACCGCCCAUCUUUUGAAACUCGUCGGCGAAACUUUUACAGACAACCGCCCAAUCGACUAUACCCGUCCAGGGCGACCACAGUGCUUUCUCUCCCUGUGGCAAUAUAGAUGCACGUUUUAUUGUGUUUUAUUGUGUAGCGGGAGAGGUUUGUUCCUUGCGAGGAAACGACAUUAAUUUCAGUACUCGACAUUUUGGCUCGUAUUUCGAUAUGCAAUCUUUCUCGACCACUUCUAGAUCCGGCACGUUGUUCUUCGUCCCGCGAUCGAACAGAUCGUCUAUCCUUUUAACCUGAUCUUUGUUCUGUGCGACAAUCAAUUUUCCAACCUUGUUGUGCGGUAUAUUGUGCUUGCAGAAAUACUCGUAGGACAGUUUCAAUCCUUCCACGCAUAGUUUAGCCUGCAAUCAUUUCCUGCCGGAUCAAUAAACUCUUAACGAAGCGUUGCUCUAAUAACCGAUUUAACGUUUCCCGUAGUUAAUGGUUGUAACUAUUAUUUAUAAUGCGCUACGCGAUAGAAAGAAAACGGUCCUAAGAAAAACAUUUCGUUUGUUUCUUUACUUUCAUGCUGCCGGGUACAUAAUAAAUUCCGGCAUGUACAACGCCGCUAUUAUGUCCUGUUUGAUGUUUCGCCAAAGCACUUUCCUUCUCGACGAUCGCCAUCUUUAGAUUCGGGUGUCUAAUCAUCAUUUCUCGAGCAGUGGCGCAACCAACAAUGCCACCCCCAACGACCACCAAAUCGAACGUGCCGCAUGGAUCUGUGCUGGUGGAACUGAUAUACAUUGCUCGAUUAAAAUCAUUGCGAUCGCUAUUAUCGACACGAUCUUAUCGCGAUCGCGACAGAUGAACGGAUUUUAUUCGGUUUCAAUGUAUAAAAAAGCAUUUGGGAGAUCGAUGACCGGCUAACCUGGGUUGUUGCGAACCAUAGUGACGCAUGAGAGAGAAUUGUUGGGAUACGAUCCUUUUCGUCAGGGAAGUAUACGCAAUAGGCUUCAUGUUGCAAUUGUUCACUUGAAAUUUAGAGUCGUCGAGUUUCUAGAAAAGGUACAAAGACAUUUGGUGAGACAUCCAGCGAAGCUGUAAUACUGCGACGGGAUAGCGUUUAAUUGACCUCGAAGCAUGUGCACCACGAACACGCACGUGUGCAUGCAAGCAAGUACGCGCGGUCCAACGACUCGGCAUUAAAUUAAUAAACUUAAGUUGGCAUCGGUUCAACGACGGCACGUUCCAGCCGUCAUCGUGCGAUACAUACCUAGUACAUUUUGUCUGAAAACGAUCGUUGUCGCGCGUUUCCUUUUACUGAUUUCAAAAGGUCGACGACAGCUUAAGCAUCGCCCACAAGUAAAUCUCGUGGCGUGCAUUCGAUGCUCGAUCCGGAACUGGAUCGACCUGGACCGAUUGAUCGUUCCUUCGAGAAUCACAAAUAUUCGUCCCGAUGUCAGUUCCUUUGAAGUUCCGCAGAUUUGCAUGGAUUUGCGUGAAGAUCGUUUGCGAUCACGCGUUUAGGCCACGUGUUGGCGUUACGUAACACGAAACCAGCCAGUGGUCGAACGAUCGAAUACAAUGCGUAUUAUAGUCUUUACGAACAUGGCGGUUACCUUACCUUUAACUCGGUCUAGCCAGAUAUUCGUCGCAUACGGUUUUCGACGGAGAAUUUUGCUUGCACGCGUACCUUCUCGGUCAAUGAGCCGAAAAAGGAUGACGCGGCGUUCUGUCGGUGUCUGCCCUGGUCUCUCUGCCCUUGCCCGAUAAAAUCGUAUCUUCCUUCCUGAUAUGUGGCGCCUCCCUGUCAAAAGAAACGUAUCGAAGGAACCAGCGAGAGGGAGAGAGGGAGAAGUCUCUCCGACAGGGCCGUAACAGAGCCGGACGUGUUCCAUCGAAUUCGCUCGAACGUUGUUCCCGUCGCGUCGAUUUCCGCGCGAACGUAGCCAACGUCGAGUUAUCUCAUCGGAAACAAUCGCACGCGUGCCUCGGUGAUGCGAGAUCUCAUUGCAAGCAUAAGAAUCGAAUGAACGAGUGACCGCGUUUAUCGCGUGAGCCCGGCGGGGAACAGCGUCGUCCCUGAUCCACAAUGCGCGGAAUACGAUGCGCAAUUGCUCGCGGCGGCUGGUGUCAGUCAACCCGGUGACGGCUUCCUGCGCGCAUCGUUCUCGCGGCGUCUCUUCCCGGCGCAACCGUCAGCGAACCAAUCGAAACGAAAUUGUGAGUUUCUCGACCCGGUGAACGCGCUUCGUCUUCGAUAGAAUCACGGGCGCGCGGAACCACGGAACAACGACCACCGCGACGCGUCGCGUUUCCGCGUGAAUCGACGAGAAAGCCGAGGAAGCGCGCGUCGGCGUAUCCUUGCGACGCGCGAUCGCCAAAAAAAUGUAGAUUCGGUUCUCACGGGACCGGAGUGCGACGAUGUACAUGGGAUCGAGAGUCGAGCGUCGUAACGGCAGAUAAAAAGGACACGAAUCGGAUCGGAUCCAGACGAAAAUCGGAGCUGCUUACGAACGUUGCACCGUUCGAUCGAAGAGGAUGCGUCGCGACGACGGGAUAUCGUGACGAGGAAAUCGAGCGAUUCCGCACGCCAUCGACAACACAACGGAGUUUACGGGCGUUCCAGGCGUUCCGGGUUCCUCUCGAGCAGCCAAGUUCGAAGGCAGGCUUAGAACGUUCGGAGAGUAGUAGAAGAUCGUCGUCGGCAUCGCGUGGAAAGGAUGGACACGAGAGGGAAAUUGUGAUCGUAGGUGGGCAUCGCGGCGUCGUCGAGACUAGCAGCUAGCGAAAAGGAACGCAGGGGAGAUCGAUCGCGGGUCGGUUCGUUCGGUCCGCGGACAAUCCGACUGGUUCGCCGAAUAGGUUUUCGUUUUCGAAUCGUUCGUCGAUCGAAGAACGCAAGAGAAGAGAGUAGACUGGGCGAGACAAGAAUAGAAUCGAGUAGGAUCGACUCGGAAUCGAGCGCCGGAGCGAAGGAGUGGCUCUCGAUCUCGGUGAGCGGCGUGGCAAUCGGCGUGGCGGCCGAAUCUCUCGAGGAGAAUGGAGGACGAACUGCGAUGCCCUUGCUGCAAGGAGCUGUUCGUGGAGCCGGUGCUGCUGCCGUGCUGGCACGCUCUUUGUCUGUCGUGCGCGGUGAACUUGCAGGCAGCCCCGGACUCACCGCCGGAGUCGACCACCGACUCGUCGAACGCGCCCGGCUCCGACCAGGAGGCCGACAAGCUGUCGAUUCUAUCGGAGACGGACUCCGGCGUGGUCUGCAGCAGCACGUCGACCAGCUCCCGGCCCGGCAGCUACGUCGGCACGCCGGGCAACGGCGGAUUCCCGCCGUCGGGCGGCACCCUAUGCCUCUCCUGUCCCGUCUGUCAAAAGACUGUUUACUUCGAUGAGGGCGGCGCGCACAACCUGCCCAAAUACCGGGCGAUGCAGCGGAUCGUCGAGAAGUACCACGAGUCCAGGAACACGAGGAUGCAGUGCCAGAUGUGCGAGGGCGAGCCGCGAGACGCGACCGUCGCCUGCGAGCAGUGCGAGGUGCUGUACUGCGACGGCUGCAGGGAAUCCUGUCACCCGAAGAGGGGACCGCUGGCGGCGCACAAUCUGGGCCCGCCUCGAGGCAGCUGGCAGUCGAACGGCGGCAAAGGUUCGCGGGGCUCUAACGCCGAGCCGACACCGGUUUGCAACGAUCACAACGGCGAGCCGCUGACCCUCUACUGUGCUCUAUGCAAGAUCGCGAUAUGCGCCCUGUGUCUUCGGGAACGACACGCGACCCAUUCCCACGACGUGCUACCCUUGGCCGCUGCUUGCAAGGCGCAGAAGACGGAGCUCUCGCAAAAUUUGCAGCAGCUGUCGGAGAGGGCCCGCUCGACGACGGAAUUCAUUCAGAGGCUCAAAGGAAUGACGGACAAAGUGCACGAGGAGUGCGUCGCCCUUGAGGAGGAGGUGGAGGACAGGGUGGCGAAUCUGGUGAGCGUGCUGCAGGCGAGGAAAUCGCGGCUGAUCGAGGCCGCGCGGCAGACCAGAGAGGCGAGGGUGCGCUCCCUUAGGGACCAAGUGGCCAGAUGCGCGUCCCAUUUGCAGGCGACCACGGCGCUUCUCACCUUCUGCAUCGAGGCCCUGAAGGAAACCGACAGCGCGGCGUUCCUCCAGAUCGGCGGUAUGCUUUCCGUCCGGGCCUCGAACGCCGCCGGAUCCUGGGGCGGCGCCGAGGGCGUCCAAGAAAUCGCGAGGCUACCUCUGCUCGAUCUCACACUCGACGACAAACCCCUGCGACGCGCGAUCGAUCAGCUCACCUUCGUUCAGAUGAAACCAUCCGAGGGAGAAGAACGAUUUCCAACCGCAGCACCGGGCGCGCCUCUCCUGAUACCCGAAGAAUGUAGCGCCGAGAACAACAGCGUGACAGUCGCCUGGCAACCACCGCCGGGUCACGGAAUCGGCGGAUGCACCGCCGGCCAGCGGGGCCCCGCCAUCGAAGGCUACCUCUUGGAGCUGGACGACGGGUGCGGCGGUGAAUUCAGGGAGGUCUACUGCGGCCGGGAAACGAUAUGCACCGUGGACGGGCUGCACUUCAACUCUCUGUACAACGCCAGGGUGAGAGCGUUCAACAGCGCCGGAGAGGGCGAGUACUCGGAGCUGAUCGGUCUGCAGACUGCCGAGGUGGCGUGGUUUUCGUGGGCGACCGGAGCCUCGGGGAUGCCGCAGGAGGUGUCGAUAUCCGAGGACGCGAUGAGCGCGUCCUGCGAGGGCUACGAGCACCGGGUGGUCCUUUCUAGCGUCGGCUUUUCGAGAGGAGUCCACUACUGGGAGCUGACGAUCGACCGAUACCACAGCGACACCGAUCCGGCGUUCGGCAUCGCGAGGGCCGACGUGACACGGGAUCAAAUGCUCGGCAAAGACGACAAGGGUUGGAGCAUGUACAUAGACCGGCAGCGUUCCUGGUUCAUGCACGGCGGCGGACACGCGCAGAGAACCGAGGGCGGCGUGCAGCAGGGCUCGACUGUCGGCGUCCUCCUGGAUCUGGACACCACCCACACGCUCCGGUUCUUCGUGAACGAUCAACCGCAAGGCGGUAUCGCGUUUCGUGAUCUCUACGGCGUGUUCUAUCCUGCGGUCAGCCUGAACCGAGGGGUCACCGUCACCCUGCACACCGCGCUCGACGUUCCACGUCAUCUGUUGGCGCUUCACGAAGAAUACAUCGCCGACAUGGUUCAAAGCUAGGGGUACCUAAACGUCCUGAAGAAGGGCUUGCUGCAGGAAGUCGGAUCGCCCGGACCCGGGACCUUCGAGAGACCCAGAGAAUCCGACGGGCAACUCGAGAAAAUAGUCGAGGAGAAUCUCCCAGAGACCAAUUGACGUCGAUCGACCAACCGCCGUCGACGUCGUCGUCUCCGCCGCCGGCUCGUCUUGUUCCGACGGAGUUCGAGAAUCGGCACGGAUCACUGCCACCAGGGAAGCCGUUCAACCUGUCUCCCUGUUCGAAGACUGCCGCUUCGGCCAUUUCGAAAGUACAGAAAUUUCGAAGAGUUCUCCGUCUGACGAUCGCCUUGCGAUCGUUCUCUUAAUCAUAUCGACGCGUAUAAGUGUACUCUCUCGCGUAGACGUAAGCUUUAUCGAAUAGGUAUUUAAACGAAACGCAUUUCGAACGAAGCAAAUAAGUAAGUAACUAAGGAUAAGCAAGGACGACGAAUUUUGAAGGAAUAAAAAAAGAGGAGAGAGAGAGAGAACGGAAGAGAAAGAAGCAAAGCAAGCACACGUACGCACGCAAUCUGGUCAGCUUUAGCGUAAAGUAACGAGUAUCGAAUCGAGUAAAUGUUUUCUAGUCCCCUAUAGGGUACUCCACCCUUGUCCCACGUUUUCCCCGGGUUUCCUCGUUCGGCACUAUUUUGUCGCGUAUCUCGCAUGUAUUCGCGUCACUCUUAUUCGCAUCUUUUUCCAUGGUUUUUAUACUUGAUGAACUUGUUCGCGAGCGAAGCGAAUAUCGCGGAAAUCGAAAUUCCAGCUGGUUUCAAAUACAUGUUGCAGCGCACAAACCACGCGGCCUGUGGCCGCCGGCUCCUCCCAGCGACGUGGAGGAUCAACGACGAGCGUUGUACAUAAUUGUACAUAAAUCAUUCGAUUGUACCGCCGAUCCAACUUGCCAAUUGUAUUUACGACUGUAUAUCCGAUCAAUAAAACGCACCAAAAGCCACCGA